Messenger RNA from Monascus purpureus, 4230 nucleotides. Lineage: Eukaryota; Fungi; Ascomycota; Eurotiomycetes; Eurotiales; Aspergillaceae. The record is from the annotation of a GenBank genome assembly.
AUGGCUGCGGCAACGUCUCGAAGAUCGCCGGGCGUCCCAAAUGGGACUUCUGCGCCGCUGCAGCAAAUAGCAAGCAAUGGGAUGGCAAGGACCUUCUCAAAUGACUCUGACAUCAGCUCAGCUGUCAUGGGCCAAGAUGAAAACGGAAAUCCAGAAGCUCCACGUGCCCCGUCUAUCUUCUACAGAGGAAGUGCUGCUCAGAAUUCCAGCAGUGAUGUAUCUCGUUCAUUCUCCACGAGAGCGAAAGAUCUUCCUGCUGCGUUGAAUGUAGGCGUGAUUGACGAACGUAUUUCUCCGGUGCAAGAGUAUUACACUCAGAGAAGGCGUUCCACGAACCCUCCUUUGGCCAAUCUUCCUAUCACAAAUGUCUCAGAGCCUUUUAUUCCAGCACAGGACUUCAGGAAGUUAUCAUCGCCCUUUGAGUCUAUGGGUCCGGCCUCCCCCACAGGUGCAAAUAGCACAGAGCAAUCUGGGAAAGAGCGGCGUGACUGGGCUUCAGACAGAUCUCCCCUCCAGAAGCUUGAAGUGACCUUGGGUGGUAUGAGCAAGGAAGAGAAACGAGCGCGUGUCCAGGAAGCAGAGAAGCGUCUCAAAGAACGAUUAGCACGCCAGGAAGCAGACAACAACAAGCGUGAGCACAUGUCGCAACCUCAGGAGAGACUUGUCAGCGAUACCCCGAAAUCUCAACCUAGAGUUCCAGAACCGACAAUUCCCAACCGGAUGGCGAGUCGCGGACAGACAACCAUGCCGCCGAAAGGUGGCAUGCAAGCACCCAAGCAAUUGCAUACUAGAAGUUAUUCUACAGCAGGCGGAUUUCCCGAGCUCGGUCCUCAGAGACAUGCGCACAAGCCCAACAGCACUCAGAAUAAACCACGGCGACUAAGCGUCGGGUAUGCCGCAGUCACUCCUGCCACACAGCCUCAAUUUGCUACUGCCGAACAUCAUCUGCCACAGGUAGAAACUGGAAACCAAAUUCCCAGGCGGCCAGUAGGGGCCGGAAAUCCAACAUACGCCACAGGUGCGAUGCCUGCUCGAAAGCCAGCCACUAUCAUGGCGGCUGCAGUAAACACUGAAAAUUCACAGUCACUACCGAAGUGGGAUCCUCAGAGUUUUCCAGAUAGACCAAUACAACAAGUUAUCCAGGACAAAGGACCUAACAGAAAUGUUAGCUUUCAGCCGCAGAGAACGGGCGCUUCUUCUAUGAACGUUGCAGAACGUGACUUCGCAGCUAUUGGCUCUGACUUGAACAAAGGUACAAAUGCUGACAACGCUGUGCCUCAAGAUACCAAUGAUGGACAAGGCGCGAAGCCGAAGCCGAAGAAGCAGUCUGUCUCAUUCAAUGUACCACCACCGACACCACCGCCGCUUUCGGAGUGGAAGAAUGCUCCCGUGGCCAGGUUAUGCAACCCCGAUUUUGACUUUCAGGAUAUUGAUCUUGAAAGAAGUAAAGCUUGGUGGAGUCUUGGAGGAAGCGCGAAUCGCCGGGAGAGUCGAUCCCUCCCGAAGAAUUACCAGAAGCCUGCCCAGCAGACAACAUUGAACGAGCGCUUCCGACCACAGAUAUUCUUAAAAUGCGGACCAUUGCUCCGGUACGCUGGAAUGAAACGAGUGAAGAUAGACGGGCCCAAUGGUCCAAUUGAAAAGGCAACAUGGAGAGGCAGCGUCAUGAUAGUCACGAAAGAUUCCCUAUCAUCGUACGAGCCAUCGCCUAGACUGAGACUGUUCUCCCAACCGAUGGAUAUUCUUCCACCUCCACCUUCAGAAGUCCAAAGCCAGCUCGCUUUUGAGUACGUGGAUCCGACAGCAGGUCUCAUGAAAGUCGGUCGAGAUGGGAGGCCAUUGUAUGUCAAACCUGUGGACGACACUGAAGAGGACGUUGAUCUUUCGUUCGUGGAGAAUGACGACGGUCUCUACGAACAGUCGCCAAGUAGGGUUGAAUUUAGUAACGACAAUAACCAACAGUCGACUCCCACCAAUAGAAUUCACCCAUGCGAUGGAGAAACCGCGGGGUUAUACAAAGAAAUCCCGGGCAUUCGUUUGUACGCUGAUCCGGACAGAGAUGUUACUUUCUGGAGAUUCAGCAUCGAAGUAGAACUGGGAUCAGAACAGCGGCGUGUGGCAUACCGCAUCAACCAGGGCCCAGCCCUGGGAUUCUGGGUGCCUGCAAGUGGUCAGUCUAUGAACAUUGCGUUUUACACUUGUAACGGAUUUGGGUUAUCUGCCGACUCCAACAAGUUCUGUGGUCCGGACCCUCUCUGGCGAGACAUCCUCAAUGAGCAUCAGACCCGCCCGUUCCACGUCAUGAUAGGUGGAGGCGACCAGAUCUUUAACGACAGCGUCAUAUCAGAGUCUGUCUUCUUCCAGGAAUGGGUCAAGACCAAAAAUAUUCAUGAGAAGUAUAAUGCAACAUUCAGCCCUGAGUUCAGAGCCGAUCUAGAGAACUAUUACCUCGAGCGUUACUCGAUCUGGUUCUCCCAGGGUCUCUACUCUCUAGCGAACUCGCAGAUCCCUAUGGUCAACAUGUGGAAUGACCAUGAGCUUAUUGAAGGGUUUGGCUCGUAUCCCGAUGAAUUUAUGAGGACUUCUGUGAUCUCCGGUCUGGGAAGAAUCGCAUUCAAGUAUUACCUGCUGUUCCAGCACCAGAGCGUUCUGGAGGAGACUGAGGCAGAUGAGCCCAGCUGGGUCCUUGGAGCUCAACCGGGUCCUUAUAUCAAGCAAAAGAGUCGAAAUCUUUUCAUGCCACUCGGAAAAGACAUUACUUUGCUAGCAUUGGAUUGUCGGACGGAAAGAAUAAGCAAUGAAGUUCUCACCGAAGAGACCUGUGAUCUCAUCUGGGAUCGAUGCCACCGGGAGAUUGUGAAGGGAGAGAUAAAGCAUUUAAUUGUGGUGUCAAGCAUUCCGAUCAUCUAUCCCAGAGUGGCGAUGGUUAAGAACAUUUUGAACAGCCGUAAGUCACUAGGGAAGGCCGGAAUAUUCGGAGGCUUCCUCAACAAGUAUGGCGGUCGAGUUGAGAUUUUCGAUGACCACUGGACGGCAAAGCAUCUCAAGCCGGAACGAGGAUGGUUGAUCGAGGACCUUCAGGACUUGGCAGCAGAGAAAUCCAUACGGGUUACAAUUUUAAGCGGAGAUGUCCAUUUGGCAGCAAUCGGGCGAUUCUACUCGAGCCCGAAGCUUGACAUACGGAAGGACAGAGAUUAUCGAUACAUGCCGAACGUCAUCUCAUCGGCGAUUGCUGACGUACCAGAGUCGGACAUGAUCGCAGACAUGCUGAAUACACGCAACAAGGUGCAUCACAUGGAUGCCGAUACGGAAGAAGACAUCAUUCCCAUCUUCAGUCAAGAUGUCGAUGGAAAGCCCCGGAAUAACAAGCGACUGUUACCAAGGCGGAACUGGUGUUCUAUCAGGCCAUAUCAACCAGGGUCAACGCCACCUGCGACACCAGGAUCAUUGGUGGAACCAAACGUCGAAGAGCCUCGUCCAGCAAAGCUACAGAGGACCAUGUCCCUAACGCGAGGUGAUAGUCGUUCGGGUGGUGGCCUCCUGCGACGCCUUUCACAACGUAGUAGCCGCCCUCCUACGAGGGAAUUCAACCUUGGAGGAGCUAACCGUCGACGGAUGAGCAUGGAUGGACCAUUUCCACCGCCCGAGACAGGAGAUAGUUACUUCCCUCAACCGCCUGGCCAACGCCCGAACCCCUUCCUCCGCCGACCAACGGAUGUCAGCUUGAAAGCAGCGAAGAGGGCCGCCAGACAAGGGAAGGGUGGAGUGGGAGCCCCGAUUAACCUAGAAGGAGGAUUGGCCAUUACUCUAAACCUGGAGAUCAACCCCGGGGACCCGUCUGGUAUUACGUAUCCCUACAAACUGCUUGUACCUAUGCUAUGGUAUGACGAGCCCCCCGUUCAUACCGAACCUGAUGCCAGCCACGUCCCCGUCGCGACCACUCCGCCAGCCAAGGCUCCCAAGAGACGGAGCUGGACCAAAUGGCUGGGAGUGGGCAGAAAUAAAAACACUGGCACCACGGAUGAAGAAAGAUUCAGCGAUGACGAAGGGGUAGACGCGGGCGAUCCGCAAGUCGAACAUGGUGCCAACUAUGAGGGCUACCCUGGAAGCGACGAAGACGAUGAGUCGUUCCCUGAGGAAGUGAUCCCCCCGGAGCAACCAGAGGGCAGCAUCGAGAAUACAGGACCGGAGGGCCGAGGGCCGAAGAAAAGGUGGUUUCAGAGGAUGUAA